Parascedosporium putredinis is the source of this 888-nucleotide messenger RNA. The record is from the annotation of a GenBank genome assembly. Lineage: Eukaryota; Fungi; Ascomycota; Sordariomycetes; Microascales; Microascaceae.
AUGUCCAAGCAAGCCCACUCCCCCAAUUACUACGCCAUCCUCGAGAUCUCUGACAAGGCGACCCUCAGCAGAUCCGAGAUGCAUACAAACGGUGAGCAAACUCCCCAGAGGUCCCAGUUCACCCGAGCAGCAAUAUACCGACCUAGCAUCAAGCCCCCCGAGCGCGAGGCUCGCACGAGGAAGUUUCAGCUUAUCAACGAUGCCUACUACACCCUCUCCGACCCAACUCGCCGCCGCGAAUACGACAUGCAGCGCCGGCGCUUCCUCCAGUUCUUGGGUGCCGGCGCAGGAACGGGCGCUGGUGCAGGGACCGCCCAGAACGCCUACUCGUGGGCGUGGAAUUUCUUCACCGGACAGAACAAUAACCAAGGCAGGCAGCAAGCCGAGGACCAACAGUUUGGGGAUGUGUUCGAAGAGAUGCUCCGCGAGGAGGGCAUGGCGGAUCAGAACGGAGCCCCCACUCGUUCCUUUUGGAGCAUCAUUGGGGGUGUUAGCGGCGGCGCCCUGGGCUUCAUCCUUGCCAACGUCCCGGGGAUGGUUGCCGGGGCUGUCGCCGGCAAUCGUUUGGGCGCUGUAAGGGACGCCAAGGGAAUGAGCGUUUAUGCCGUUUUCCUGCAUCAUAUUCAGCAACAGCCACUAACACGCCUGCAGUGCGCCCUGUAUUUCCAAUCCCUACCUGGAGCAAUCACUACUCCGGCUCCCGCGCCGAUUACCUCUCCGACUGCGAGCACCGAAUCGAAACCCAAGCCCUGCUGCGUAUGCAAGGACGAGAAGGCGCGCCGCGACGAGUGCAUGCUCAUGUCCAAAGCCGCAAAUCCCGAAGAGGACUGCAAGUCGACAAUACUGCAGUACCGCGCCUGCAUGGAGGGAUUCGGAUUCAAGAUUUGA